Effrenium voratum is the source of this 1629-nucleotide messenger RNA. NCBI's taxonomy places the organism in Eukaryota, Dinophyceae, Suessiales, Symbiodiniaceae. The record is from the annotation of a GenBank genome assembly.
AUGAGGUGCCUGCCUCGCCUGCAAUUGCUGAGGCACCGCGGCUGCGCUCAGAGCCUUUCGCGGAAGCCGCGGGAGGCGAACCGGUGGCAGUGGCUGGCGGGUGCGGCGGCUGUGGCGGGCGCCUGGGGACGGCCCACGGAGAACGAAGGACCCAGGAAGGCUCCAGAUGUCUCCUGCGAGCACUCGGUGGAGAUGAUAAAUUGGAGCGGCACCCACGGCUUGACCACUAGGAAGCUCUUCCAGCCGGAGAGCGAGCGGCAGCUCUUGGAGCUCUUGCGCUGGGCCUCCCAGGCGAAGCAGAAGGUGCGGCCGGUGGGCAUGAAUCUGUCGCCCAAUGGCCUGGCGCUGCAGGAGCAAGGCAUGGUCUCCAUGUCGGAGCUGGAUGCCAUCAGAGGCGUGGACCUGCAGCGGGGCACCAUCACGGUGCAGGCGGGCUGCCGGGUCUCGCAGAUCCUCGAGGAGCUGCGGAAGCGAGGCCUCACCCUGGAGAACUUCAGCUCCAUCACCGAGCAGCAGGCGGCCGGGUGGACGCAGGUCUCGGCCCACGGCACCGGGGCGCGGAUCCCCCCGGUGGACGAGAUGGUGGUGGCGAUAACCGCCGUGAGCCCCGAGAAAGGCGUUCUGAAGCUCACAGAGGUAGACAAGCUCUUCCCCUGGAUGAGGGUGGGCCUUGGGGCGCUGGGCGUGGUCCAGGAGUUGACCUUGAAGGUGAUCCCAAGGUACACACUCCAUGAAAAGACCUACUGCUGCACGUAUGCGGAACUCGAGCGGGACCACAAGCGCCUGCUGCAGACCUACCGACAUGUCCGCUACAUGUGGAUCCCCUACACGGACACCAUCGUGGUGGUGGUCUCCAAUGUGCCGAAGGACGCGCUCGCCGCGGCCAAAAGCUGCCAGGCGCCGCUGCCGGAGGCGCAGCGGGUGGAGCCGCUGCGGCGGCUGCUGCGGCAGCUGCAGCCGAACUGCGGGGACCUGGAUGGCAAGAACUUCGCGGAGCUCCGGGAGAAGCUGUUGGUGUUGGAUCCUCUGAACCCCAGCCAUGUGGCCAAGGUGAACCAGGCGGAGGCGCAGUUCUGGCGGAAGUCCAGCGGGGAGCGCGUGGCCGACAGCACGGAGAUCCUGGGCUUUGAAUGCGGGGGCUCGCAGUGGGUGCUCGAGAACUGCUUCCCCUGCGGCACUAUCGAUGAGCCCAACCUGCGAGACAUCCAAUACGUCAAGGAGAUGAAGGACAUCAUCGAGGCAAACCACAUUGCCGCCGCCUCCCCCAUCGAACAGCGGUGGACAUCGAGGAGCACCAGCCCGAUGAGCCCUGCUUUCUCCAAGGAGGCCAAUGCGCUGUUCUCCUGGGUGGGCGUCAUCAUGUACAUCACCUCGGAGCAGCAAGCGCCGGCCAUCAAGGCCAAGUUCAAAGAGUACGCCAAGCACCACGCCGACCUCACCUUCAAAUAUGGUGGGUUCUUCCACUGGGGCAAAGUGGACCUCGCCUUCCACGAGGGCCCCAGGCGCGAGGGCCUGCGCAAGGCGCUGGCAGAGAAGUUUGAUCUUGGAGAGUUCCGACGUCUGAAGCAAGAGCUCGACCCCAACAACGUCUUGGGCAACGCCAUCACCGACGUCUUGCUGUGGGGCUGA